Knipowitschia caucasica is the source of this 741-nucleotide messenger RNA. Lineage: Eukaryota; Metazoa; Chordata; Actinopteri; Gobiiformes; Gobiidae. The record is from the annotation of a GenBank genome assembly.
AUGGAGCUGUUCGAGACCAAUCCCUAUUUCUUCCCCGAUCAGCGAUUUUACGAAGGGAAUGAUAACUUCUACCAAACCAGGCUUCAAGGGGGCUACGACCAAACCGGCUUCCAGGACCGGAGCAGUAUGAUGGGCUUGUGUGGUCCGAGCGUGGUGCAGCAGGCGGUGGAGGACAAGGCCUCUCCCAACAGCAGCUUGUCUCCGCAUUCGGACAGCGGCUCCCCACACUGUCCGGGACAAUGCCUGCCCUGGGCCUGCAAGCUCUGCAAGAGGAAAACCGUGACCAUGGACAGGCGCCGGGCGGCCACUCUGCGGGAGAAACGACGGCUGAAGAAGGUGAACGAGGCCUUCGAUGCGUUGAAGAGGAGUACGCUGAUGAACCCCAACCAGCGUCUGCCCAAAGUGGAAAUUUUGAGAAGUGCGAUCCAGUACAUAGAGAGGCUUCAGGCUCUGGUGUCUUCUCUCAAUCAGCAAGAGACCGAGGCGGGACAGCAGCCGGGCCUCCACUACAGACAGAGUCAAGUCCAGCCAAGAGUGUCCUCGUCCAGUGAGCAGGGCCCUGGGAGCACGUGCAGCAGCAGCAGUCCGGAGUGGAGCAGUCCGGAGCAGUGCCAGAGCUACAGCAGCGAAGAUCUGCUGAGUGCGGACUCUCCGGACCAGGGCAACAUGCGAGCGCUCUCCUCCAUCGUCGAGAGCAUCUCUGACGGAGCCGUGGCUUUCCCGGUGGACAUUCCUAAGUGA